CAGUGAGAGACUCUUCAUGGACAUGGCAGACCGGUUGGCGGAGGAUGGCUGGCGGGAGCUGGGCUACGUCUACGUCAACAUCGACGACUGCUGGGCCUCCAAGCAGCGCGACGCCCAGGGGCGCCUGCAGCCCGACCCCAAGCGCUUCCCCGGGGGCAUCGCCAAGCUCGCCCGCUACAUGCACGACCGCGGCCUGCGUCUCGGCAUCUACGGCGACCUGGGCACCUACACCUGCGGCGGCUACCCUGGCACCACGCUGGACAAGAUCGAGCUGGACGCCCAGACCUUCGCCGAGUGGGGGGUGGACAUGCUGAAGCUGGACGGCUGCUACUCCAACGCCUCUGUGCAGGAGCUGGGCUACCCACUGAUGUCUAAGGCUCUCCUUGCCACCGGCCGCCCCAUUGGCUAUUCCUGCAGUUGGCCCGCCUACCAGGGCGGGCUUCCUCCCAAGGUUAAUUACACGCUGCUGGGAGAGAUCUGUAACCUGUGGAGGAACUACGGUGAUAUCCAGGACUCCUGGGCCAGCGUGCUGAGCAUCGUCGACUGGUUCUUCAACAAUCAGGACGUCCUGCAGCCUGCGGCCGGCCCGGGACGCUGGAACGACCCGGACAUGGUCAGUCUGCGCGCCGGCGGCGCCCGGGGGCGGGGGCAACGGGCCCCUCUGUCCCUCUGUCGAGCCGGCCCUCACGGCCCCUCUGUCCCUGUGUCCCUCUCCCAGGUGUAUGACUUGUUCUCCGGAGCCGCGGUCAGGCAGCUCUCCGACUCCCAGGUCUUCACCGUGUCCAUCAACCCCACGGGCGUGGUCAUGUGGUACGUCUACCCCAUGCAGCGCGGGGGCCGGGCGGCGCAGGAGGGCGUGGGGGCAGGGCUCGGCCCCGGUUUCCACCCAGGAUACAGCGGGGGUGCCAGGCGCCCCCGUCCCCCCAGUCUGCUGUAAAGGCCGGGCCCCGUCUGUCCGCGGCUCCUGGGGUCCAGAGCCCCGCUCCCCCAGACGGGACGGGACCUGUGGCUCUGUGUGCUGCUCUGCUGUUCCCCACAGACUCAGCCAGGGCUCCUGAUACACCCCCGAAUUACUGACGCAGCGCCAUCGUCCCCCCGAAUUACUGAUGCCAACCCCCGAAUUACUGACGCAGCGCCAGUGUCCCCCCCGAAUUACUGACGCAGCGCCAUCGUCCCCCCGAAUUGCUGACGUACUGAAUGUGCCCCCCCACAUUUGGACAGUGCCCCCCAGCCCCGGACAGACGCUGGACCGUCAGGAAGGCUCGUUUACAAUCGGUACUACUGCUGGCAAGAAGCGUGAUGGUGAUCUCGCCGUCUUUCCCCAAUCAGCAGGAGGGGGGAGGUGUGCGCGCGCGGGGCAGCGGGCAGGGGGCGUGUCCCAGUGAGCCGCCACGCCCCCUCCCCGCCCACCCCGGCAGAGCCACACCCUUCCUGCUCCUGAUCUCUGUGAAAAACUGGCAAUGGUGAUUUUCUUUUCUAAAUCUAUUAAAAGAUUUUUCACUCAUGGGC
Molecule: messenger RNA, 1509 nt
Organism: Lepisosteus oculatus (spotted gar)
Lineage: Eukaryota; Metazoa; Chordata; Actinopteri; Semionotiformes; Lepisosteidae
Source: RefSeq, a predicted model, not a curated record